GUGCCGUUUGCGUUUUGGCUGGCGGACCACGGGCUGGUGAGAAACGGCGACGAUGAAAAGUAAUCCCGCUUCAACAUAUUUCUUCGCUUCAUCUGCUGCCUGCAAAGGUUCCCGUCCAUAGGAGAUUGGAUCUUCGCGAGUAAGCGCCGGUUUCGGAUUUUUCCCGGCUGCAUUGCGUGGCCCUUUGUGUGCCCAACGAAGAGCUGCAAGCAUUGUUGUGUGGGGUGGAGAGUUUUCCAGAAAUUUGCCGGCAAAUGAAUGGCGUGUAGUGUAAAGAACCAGAACCAUACUGUCUGCUGUUGUGAGAAAUUCCAAGCAGAGAGGGCAAACCAGGCACACUAUUUGCUGCUGACAGUAACGUGGCAUCUCAAGUUAAUUGGGGGUUCACGAUUGCUGAGUGGUUCUCCUUGAGCUUCCUUGUUUUUCCCCUGCUUUCAUUGGACAAAUGAUUUCGGCGCCUUGAUGUACCUUUCUCAAGCAUUUUGUCGAAGUAGAUGGUGGGAAAUCUGCUGUACGUCUUGCGUGGGUCGGGAUGGUGUGGCUUUCGUCUGUUCUCCGCUGCUGACCCUCAUCGGCGUCGCGGCACCAGCGGGCAUGCCAUGUCUUGAAAUGUGCAGCGGCGGACAGGAAUGAGUUGAUGGAGAGUUAAUAGACACGGAAUGCCUAACCAUUCUGCGGGGCCCUUUAUUCUUCAUCGUUCAGGGAGUGCAGAAAGGUUGCCGUCGCGAGCAUACAGGCAGCCCACGGGUUGAAGGGCGGAAAAAAUGACGCUGAUGCACCAGUGUUGAUUGUUUAUGGCUGCCCACGCUCAUAAUGUGUCGACUGUACACUUUUCGAGGGGCAAUUGUAGAUUUCAGGACGCUGAAGGUACAUGUGUUGUGCGCCCCCAAGUGGUUCGUUCGUGUUGCUUGCAUACUGUUCGUUUCGGGCGUUAGUAGGAUUAGUAUGACUGCCGCAUAUCUGUUGUCAGUUGAAGUUGCAUGUGCAAAGGCGGAACAGUUCACAUACAUUUAUGCCCUUCAUGUUCAAGUGUGAGUCAGCAUGCGGAGAAAACCAGUUGAUCGGCUUCAUUCAAUGCCUUCUGGGGCACCGUGAUUGUGGGUCAGUCGCUGUAUGGGUGGCAGUACCAGGAGAAAAAUAUCUCCACAUGAGAUGUGUUCGGCCAUGCCCAGCGAGAUGGAAGACAAUCGUGACAGGACCUCAUAAGGAUAGUUUAUCCCUCUCGACGUGGAUGGUGUGCGUGUGGCGUGCAAUCGCGUGCACCGAGUUGGUUGAGGUGAAAUGCACGGAGCAACAUGUGCAGUGUGUAGGCGUGCUCAUUCUGUCAGGCGACGGGAGCGGUUGCUCCCAAGACAGAAGUCAACUGGAGAACCUUUCGGCCACGUCUUCAACUGAUUUGAGUCGGGCAUCCCCAAAAGCGUCCAUGUGUAUUUUUAUAGCUGAUGGUGUCUUUGCUCUGCAGGAAGGCACGAUGUCGAACCCCGCGUACUUGUACGAGACGCCGCUGGAAACGCGCGUCCACACUGUGAAGGACGUCAAGGCGGACGCCUUCAUCGCAUUGUACGCGAACCACCUGAAGAAGCGCGGCAGAUUUCAGCUCCCCAAAUGGAUCGACUACGUUAAAACUGCUCAUGCUAAGGAGCUUGCUCCGUAUGACCCGGACUGGCUCUACAUUCGCGCAGCGGCAAUUCUUCGACACCUGUACAUUCGCCCCGACUGCGGAGUUGGUGGAUUCCGAAAGGUCUUCAGCUGCAGACAGAGACGAGGAGUGAGGCCCAACCACACAUCCAAGGCCAGUGGCAAGAUCAUCCGCUACAUUCUGCAGCAAUUCGAGGAGAUGGGCCUUGUCGAGAGCGACCCCGAGAAGCCAGGACGCCGUUUGACGAAGAAUGGUCAGAGGGAACUCGACGUUAUUGCUCGUCAGUGUGCCAAGCCCGCUGUGGCAUCUGACUAAGGUAGUACCCCUAAUAACUGAAGGCUGGGUGUAUCCUCUGGGCCCUUCCGUUUUGUGUGCCGCUCACUACAAUAUUUUGUUGAAGGUUACUGAUGUCCAAAAGUCGCUGGCGGCUCACCAGCUGGAGAGCACCCACUGCUGCAUGGUCGAAUCGAGUUGCAACGGAUGUUGCUGAUCUGCACUGUCGUGCCCUUGUUCUGAACCAUCCUGUUGAGGGUGGGCGGAUCCCGUCUUUUGAGGGUAAUGAACUGAUUUCCCCGUCGAAUGGAAUCCGACCCUUUGCUACCUUGAGGACUCUGGCUGGUUGGAAACGUAAGCGGUAGACUGGUGUUGUGUGACAACGCGGAAUAACCCCUCCCUGUCAGCAGCAGGCGGCCAAACGAAACUACGCCGUAGAUCGCAAC
This is a messenger RNA of Toxoplasma gondii ME49, 2358 nucleotides long. RefSeq names its product ribosomal protein RPS19 (gene RPS19). The record is from RefSeq and is a predicted model, not a curated record. Gene Ontology annotation, molecular function: structural constituent of ribosome; RNA binding. Gene Ontology annotation, biological process: ribosomal small subunit assembly; translation. Gene Ontology annotation, cellular component: cytosolic small ribosomal subunit; ribosome. The transcript is spliced from 3 exons. Bases 1013 to 1954 code for a protein of 313 amino acids. Lineage: Eukaryota; Apicomplexa; Conoidasida; Eucoccidiorida; Sarcocystidae.